Molecule: messenger RNA, 1680 nt
Organism: Physella acuta
Lineage: Eukaryota; Metazoa; Mollusca; Gastropoda; Physidae
Product: ADP-ribosylation factor 3-like
Molecular function (GO): GTPase activity; GTP binding
Source: RefSeq, a predicted model, not a curated record
UACAGUAUUUACUAUUAAAUAAUAAAGAUUAAAGUAAAACUCCUAUAGAGUGCCUAUUGUAUUAUUAAUAAUAAUUAAUUAGGCCUAUUAUUUUGAAUUAAAUACCCAAAUUAGUAUUAACAUUUAGACUAGGAUCUACAAGAUUUUAAAACAACAACAAAAAAAAAAAAUGGGCGCAUUGUUUAGCUUUAGCAAAGACAAUAAUAGAAGAAUACUUAUUCAGGGUCUGGACGCUGCAGGCAAGACUUCGCUGUUGUACAAGCUAAAGCUUGGAGAGGUUGUUACAACAAUACCCACAAUUGGUUUUAAUGUGGAGACACUCAACUGGAGAGGAGUUUCACUUGUAGCAUGGGACCUGGGUGGCAGAGAUAAAAUACGUCCCCUCUAUCGUCAUUACUACGCCAACACAGAUGCUGUCAUCUACAUGAUUGACAGCAAGGACAGAGAAAGAUUAGAUGAUGCUAUAGACGAGCUAAUGCAGAAUGUCUUAACUCAGCCAGAUGAUUUGAAUGACACUGUGGUCAUGGUUCUGGCCAACAAACAAGAUCUACCCAAUGCACUUUCCUCACAGGAAAUUGAAGAUCGGCUGAAGGAAAAAUGUCCUCGUUGCAGACAGACAAUAUUUGUGUUGCCGUGUUCAGUAACCACCAAUGCUGGUGUACAUGAAGCUUUUGAUGAAUUUGUUAAACAAAUCAAAUUAAUGAAAGCUGGGAAGGCAGAGAGGAGUUUCAUUGAUGUGCACAAAUCUAUGGAGGAAGAUAAAAACUGUUCAAAGGGAGGGAAUUCAUUAAAUUCUAUCUGGCCUGGUUAUUUCAAGAGUUACCUUUCUUACUUCAAGCAGAUUCUCUCCAGUGAGAAACAAAAAAAUAAUUCUGUAAAGAUGAGUGCUGGCAGGUCAGCAGAACCAGUGGACACUGUGACGUCAUCAAACACAGGAAAUUCGCAGCAAAUGGUCAGCACUGACACCCAGCUCACCAAUGCCCAACAGGUAGGCCUACAACCUACUGACCAGUCUCAGCCUGUGUUAGACUCACACAAUAAAAGAGCUGACCUACACAAGUUAUCUGGUGACCUUAAGCUCACCAAUUACGACCAGCUUGAACUCCAUUCUACCAGGACCCUGAGCUAAGUCUCUAAGACCUUGACUGCCCACACAAGCACAGCCAACCUACUGCAACAUUUCUUGGUUAAAUUUACAUUUGAAGCUCCUGUUUCACUGAAAUCAUUAGCAGUAUAAAAACAUACAUAGGGUUUACAUAGAACAAGUGAAUAGUACACAUAAAAUUUAGGUCCAAAAGAAAUGUAAACAAUGUUUUUUGUAUGGGACAGCAUGACCUAGCGGUAUACUUGCUAGACGUCUAACCUGAAAGUCUUGAGUUUGAAUCCUGGUUCAUCAAUAGAAUGUUCCUGAGUCCACACAACUCUGAUGGGUACUUAACUCACAUUAGGGAACAUAAAGGCAGUUGGGCAUAGUGCUGACUACACUAUCCCUUUGUAUGCCAAGGUCUAUAAAACACAUGAACUCUACUUCAUCUGCUGAUGUGAAAAUGUUUUUUUUUGUAUUUAUGUAUUUAUAUGUUUUGUAUUAUGUGUAAUUUCAAUAAGGAUAUUAUAUUAAAGUUUGAUAUGGGGUUGUAUCAGUGCCAUUUACCGUAAUGUAAAUUGUGAUUUUUGCACAAA